AUUACACAACGGACGCAAUAGAUGAUGAUGACGAUGAAGAUGAUGAUCGAGAUGACACUAUGUCUGCGGGAGAGUGCGAUCAAGAACCGGAGGGAAUGCAGCAGGAGGAAGACGAGCAAGAAGACGAAGUGGUUAGCAUGCGACGGUCUGCAACAGAGUCUGAACAAGAGUCUGAGCAAGAUUCUGAUCCAGAAUCGGAGAUGGGAGGAUGUGAUAUGAACGCUGUGGAAGGCUUCGAACUGGGGGACACGGAAGAGAAAUCCAGAGACGGGAGGCUAAUUUCUCCCCGUAGAGCUGUGGGGUACCCUGGUAGUGAUCGGGCGCUAGUUCCAGGUAUGGACUGGUACGCAAAUCUCAUGGAACUAGCGGUAUUCUAUGUGCGAAGAGAUGGACUUGAAACUAUCUCCUUGGCUCUGCGUGAAAUAUCAGAGGCUCUUCCUGAUAUGUUUCCGACCUCUGGGGCUAAUAAAACACCGGUGAAUGACAGA
Molecule: messenger RNA, 488 nt
Organism: Perkinsus marinus ATCC 50983
Lineage: Eukaryota; Perkinsozoa; Perkinsida; Perkinsidae
Exons: 1
Source: RefSeq, a predicted model, not a curated record